Messenger RNA from Podarcis lilfordi (Lilford's wall lizard), 18926 nucleotides. The record is from the annotation of a GenBank genome assembly. Lineage: Eukaryota; Metazoa; Chordata; Lepidosauria; Squamata; Lacertidae.
CCCUUCCCCGCUGGCCCCCUCAAAAUCUGCUGGAGGGCUGGUCGGGCGCGGGGGGGGGGGGUCCAUCCGGAGCAGCAGGGGAGAGAAAGGGAAAGUAAGACACGCGUCGGGUUACACCUCGCGGCUAGGAGCAAAGGCAGAGCGCGUCGCGUCUGCUUGCACCGAGGGCUGCGAUCCUCCGCCUAUUUCCCCGGGAGCAAGACCUCCGGACGGCGACGGAACGUGUUGCUCCUUGCGCCUGUUUUCAGGGCUGCGCGCGGGGAGCAGCUCAUAGCUGUCAACGUUUCCCCGUUCUUUAAGGGAAAUUCCCUUAUUCCGAAUAGGAUCCCUCGCAAGAAAAGGGGAAAGUUGACAGCUAUGGAGCAGCUGCUUGUCGCCCCCCGCCCCGUGUCCUCCUUCCUUCCCACCUCCCCUCCCCUCCCGCCUCUGCCCAAGCUCGAUUCUCCGCCCUCCCUGCGCGCCUCCCUCGUCCAAUCCAGGCGCGCCCGGGCUGAGCUGCGCGGCUCCGGCCGGAGGGGGACUCUUAUUGUGAAGCGGGGCGGCCGCUUCCCUCUCUUGCUUAGUCAUGCUGACUUACAGCCCCGCGCUCCUCCUCCUCCUCCUCCCUCCGCUCCGCGCUCCUGCCUUCCCUCCCGUGGCGGCGGCGGCGGCGGCGGCGUGCGCAAUGGAGGGCGAGCGGAGCGCCCGGGCGGGCGGCGGAGGCCGGCGAGGGAGGCGGCGGCGGCGAGGAGGGCAGCCGCGGGCGGGUGAGUGGUGGCCGCGCUCCCCGCGCCGCUUUCUGCACAUGCACAGAGGGCGGCCUGUUGCUUCCGACUCUCCUUUCCCGUCCCCAACCUGCGUGGCCCGAGUGGGGCUGGGCUCAGGCCCGAGCCGCGGGCUCCCCAGAGCUGUGUCCUGGCUGGGGAGGCCUUCCGCCUGCUCUCCGCUCAGGAAGGCCCCUAUCCUUAACUUCCACCAACAAGAGUCACCCUCCUGAAAGUGAGCGGCGAGCCUGGGGGGGGGGGCGCGCAUAUGGGGUGGGGGCUCCCAGGCCCCCGAGGAGGAAAGCGCAGGGGCGGGAGGGGGCUCUGCCUUUGUCGAAUUGGGAGGUGGUUUUGUUUUAGCUCUUUGCACCUGGUGGGAAGAUGCGUCCUGGCCAGAGUUGUGUGCCUUUGUUAUGGGGCAGGUAGGCGAGCUGGAGAGGGUGGUUGGCUAUGGGGAGGCGCCUCUUUGGACCGUGGGGUUGUAGGAGGAGGGGCGGGGGGCGGGGCGGCGAAGGGAGAAAGUUAGGGUCGGGCACCACUGGCUGCGGAAGCGAUUUGAAGCGGGCCAUCUGGAAUGGCAGUAUUUUGAAGGGAGUCCCGUGUGAUGGGCGUGGCCCGGGAUCCCUGGUGAUGUCAUCAAGAGAUCUGGUUUGGGGUGCAGGAUCCUGGAGGUGCAUCCAGGGCAUACGCGUCUCAGGUUGUAAGGGGUCAGCUCCAGAUGUUGUCGACAGACUCCAUCUCCCCAGACAGCAUGUCCGGCACUAGGAGGGGCCUAGGCUCCCCUUGUGUGUCUCAGAAAUUAAUUGGGAAAAUCUGGGCACGCGAACCUAAGUUUUUUCUCUCGAGUAGGCUUGUGGCAUGUGGAAGAAACUGCUGAAUGUGUACAUAGUGCACUUUACGCUGGGCUGCAGUUCCCUGGCAGAAGGACGGGGGUAGGCCUUUGCCAACCACAAUGAAGCCCCUCCCCCAACACUUGCUGCCCACUGAGGCUUGAAAGGAAAAAGUGGUCAAUGGAUUUUAUAAGAUUUUUUUGUAAACUAAGUACAGUGGUACCUCUGGUUGCGAACGGGAUCCGUUCCGGAGGCCCAUUUGCAACAUGAAAAGCCCGCAACCUGAAGCGCCGUAUCUGCACAGGUGCAUGGCGCAAUUUGGCCUUAUGCGCAUGCGCGAGCGGCGAAACCUGGAAGUAACCCUUUCCAGUACUUCCGGGUCACCGCGGGACACAACCUGAAAAAACAUAUCAUGAAGCAAACAUAACAUGAGGUAUGACUGUACAGUGGUACCUCGGGUUACAGACGCUUCAGGUUACAGACUCCGCUAACCCAGAAAUAGUACCUCGGGUUAAGAACUUUGCUUCAGGAUGAGAACAGAAAUCAUUCGGCAGUGGGAGGCCCCAUUAGCUAAAGUGGUACUUAAGGUUAAGAACGGUUUCAGGUUAAGAAUGGACCUCCAGAAGUUCUUAACCCGAGGUACCACUGUACCUGCCUUUUACUUGACUUAAAGUUAAAGAUAGUUACUUAAAUCACUUAUAGGCUGUUUCCCCACACAUAUUAUUAUUAUUAUUAUUAUUAUUAUUAUUAUUUUAUUUAUACCCCACCUAUCUGGCUGCGUUUACCCAGCCACUCUGGGCGGCCUCCAACAAAAUAUUAAAAAUACAAUAAAACAUCAAAAACUUCCCUAAACAGGGCUGCCUUCAGAUGUCUUCUAAAAGUCGGAUAGUUGCUUAUUUCCUUGACAUCUGAUGGGAGGGCGUUCCACAGGGCAGGCGCCACCACCGAGAAGGCCUUCUGCCUCGUUCCCUGUAACCUCACUUCUCGCAGUGAGGGAACUGCCAGAAGGCCCUUGGAGCUGGACUUCAGUGAAGGACUGGGGUGGAGACGCUCCUUCAGGUAUACUGGGCCGAGGCCAUUUAGGGGUUUAAAGGUCAGCACCACACUUUGAAUUGUUCCCCACCCCUGACAGUAAAAUCCUAAAGAAAUGAACACGCAAGACCCCAUUGGGAGAUACUGGUAUCCACGGUCUUCCAAGUUGCCCAGCGUAGUUCCUGACUUUUAAGGCCUCUGUGAUAGGAGCAUCUUUCAUUCCUUCCUAAUAGCAGCAAAAGAUCUGAAACCUUGGGUCUCUCACUUGCUUAUAGGCAAAGCCCUCCAUACUGUUGCAUUUGUGAAAUAUCAAGGGCACUGUUGUUUUACUGAAUGAACAAGAGAAACCACUCCUUUCGCAGAGCAAAGAACACCUGUCACACUUCCAUUUUCUUCUUUCAUCAAGGUAAUACAUUAGAACCUCAAAGGAGAAACAAACAUAAAAAGGUGGUCUUGACUCAUAGCCUUACUGUACUCAAACUGGCCCUGAGUAAGUAAGGCUUUAGUUGCUUAAUUACUGAAUCAAAGUUUGAAGCUGUGAUGUGUCUUCGUGAAUAAGCCUGCAAAAGUUAGUACCCUCUGACAUUAUUUUUACUAGAGUCAAAACCCAUCAGAAUGAGAGUAAGGCUGGGAGAACAUUUGAGUCCCUACUUCUACGUAGCUGCUGCUCUUCCUUGCCCAGUGUGAUUUCUGUACCUCUGAUGCUGAGAGUCCUUGAUAGUCUGCAGUUUCUUAGAGCCCUCCAAGCACAUUUGAUGGGCUGAAAAGAUGCGAGAGAUGUGCCCGCAGGUAGUUUUCUGGCAGAGCUUUUCCAAGUGGUGAAUGGGCUUUUGUCACCUGGCCGAGAGAGUGUACCCAAGACACCUUCAGAGGUUUGCAGUAACAACUUGCAAGACACUUUAAGGACAGUAUUGCUUAGUUUUGGACAGACUUGGAUGCCAAGUCCCAUGGAGGUGUCUAGAGCACUGUGUUCAUCUAUACUUGAUCAGUUUAGAUUAUAGCAGCCUUGACCCUUGGUCAUCUUCGCUUCUUAAAAUGAGCUGCAGGGGGUUGGCUGGGAGUGGUUGAUGCUUCACUAAAGAGAAAGGAGGCGUUGGUGAGCCCCCUCCUUAAGCAGACCCCCCUGAACCCAGAGGGGUUAAAACAACUAUCACCCAGUGGCAAUUACCCCCCCCCCCUUUUUGAGCAAGGUAGUGGCAGUUCAGCUUCAGGAGAAAGCAAAUUACUUGAAUCUACUCUAGACUGGAUUCAGCAGUCUGGUUAUUGGUGGGGGUUCCAUUUAGAUUGCAUGUACAGUGCUUCAGGUUCAGCACUUUCGAGUUGCGCUCUGUGGCAACCCGGAAGUAACGGAGCGCAUUACUUCCGGGUUUCGCCGCUCCCGCAUGCGCAGACACUCAAAAUGAUGUCACGCGUAUGCGUGGAAGCGUCAAAACGCAACACGCGCAGACUCACCGUCGCUUGUUACGUUCGCUUCAGGAUGCGAACGGGGCUCCGGAACGGAUCCCGUUUGCAUCCCGAGGUACCACUGUAACUCCUGUUUUUAAAAAGUUGCAUAGGUUGACAAUUUGCUUCUGGGCCCAAUCCACGGUGCUUGUGUUGGUGUUUAAUGCCUUAAACAGUCCAGGAUCUUCCCUGCAGACCCUCUUGGAUCUUAAGGUCAGCAGAGGAUUUUGACCAAUACCCAUUAUUUGUUGUUUCUAAUGUUUCAUGUUAUUUAUAUAUAUCAGCAGAGGGGUCCAGUCCCUCUUGGUAGUUCCUCUGCCCUCAGAAGUUUGCAGUUGCUGCUGGCCUAGGAGAGGACCUCCUAUUAUCAUUCAUCAUUAUCAUCAUCAUUUAUACAGUGGUACCUUGGGAUACAAACACCUUGGCUUACAAACACUUCUGGUUACAGACUCCCUUACCCGGAAGUAGUACCUCAGGUUAAGAACUUUACCUCAGGAUGAGAACCAAAAUCGCACACUGGCGGCACGGCGGCAGCGGAAGGCCCCAUUAGCUAAAGUGGUACCUCAGGUUAAGAACGUUUUCAGGUUAAGUACAUAACCAGAGGUACCACUGUAUACAACUGUAUGUAUACCUGCAGAUCUCAGGGCAGUUCACAACACAAAAUCACAAUAUAAAAAACACAAAAUACAUAACAAAAAUAAAAGCAAGAACAGCCCAGUAACCCCAUUCUCUCCCCACAGAGGUGUGUCUGGUAGCUCCACUACAGCUUCCAGAGGAUACUGAAGUCACAUCUCUUUAUUCUGACUUUUGACAUUUGAAGGGUAUAUUUUUAGGACCUAAAUGUUUUGGGGGCCAACAUGCUCAUCCAGGUGGAUUUUUACAUUUUAAAGGAAAUGUCCAGGUUUCCAGGGGGUGGGUGUCAUUUUGGCUCGUGCAGCUCAGGAUCAGACUCCUCUGCACGCCACAGCCGCUGCCAGCCUGAGCCAGGGAAAGAGGCUUGCGGGCAUGGCAGCAGCCCUGCGCACGUCUUUCCCUGGCUCAGGCUGGCAGCAGCUUGGGCCGUCUUCUUUUUCCCUCUUCCAGUUAUGGCAACUCUACUGAAAUGUUGAUUGCUGGCAUUCCUCUCAAAACAAGGUGUUUAUUUUUGGAAAUUUUUAAAUUUGGAUUUUGGAGUCACACGAACUUUAGAUUUCUCAGCAGCCUUUGAAUUUUUUCACGGCUCUCGUUUUGCAUCGAAUGUAGCAAGAGCUUAGUCUGGUGGCUUCAUGGGCCUUAUGAGCCAGGAGUUCUCCUGCCCCACUUGUGGAGGAACUCCUCCCACAGUUCCCAGGACAGUGUGGGAUUUCGGUGGUGUCUGCCGGUCCUGGACUUCUCGCCUUGUUAUUCUCCAACAUACUUUCUACCAGAUUUUCUGGCACUUAGUAAGAUCCUUUUGCACAUUCCCGCCCCACCCUUCUGACUUGUUUCUGUUUUUCAUGCCCUCUUCUGAGGCAUUCUGUAUCCCUUGCUUCAAGUGACUCUGUAGUGGAUGGAGCAGGAAGCAGAAGAUAAGGUUGCGACUCCAUCUUGCCCUUCGUAGGCCCCUUCCUUUCAAGAAGGGCAGCACAGAGAUUGAGUGAUUUGCAGGCACCACCUUUGCAAAAUGCCCCAAGUGGCCAACCCUUUGUUUGCUUAAGUUGGGACAGAGAGUGCUUCUGAUCCUCUCAGCCUGGGUGAUGUUGGUCUCGUGGUCUUUGCCUUCCCAGCUUAAGAGGGGCUUCUUGAUAACCUGGAGAAGGGCGGCCCAACUUUUUGUACCACGUGGGCCACAAGAGUACUUUGACAUGGAACCCGAAGGCUGCACACUGCCUUGUUGCAGAGGGGCAGGUGAGAAGCGAGGCCAAAAUUUGACGCCCACCCUCACCCUGCCAGUUAAGCAGGGUGCCAGGCUUUGGGAAGGCAGUGUGAGAGCAGGGGGGCGGUCAGAUGUUGCUGAGGGCCAUCAAAAAAGGAAUUGAGGGCCACAUGUUGAACCACCCUGACCUGGAGUGAGGUGUGGGUGGCUGAGGGAAGUUCAAGGAAUGAUUUCCUGCCGGUGAAUCGGCCUUGCGUCUGGAGAAACGGGGGCAGGAAACUGAGGAGAGCCAAGAAUGUGUGCCGCCAAGGCAGCUAGCCACGCUUGCUGAGUGAGAGGUCGCAACUGUCUGUAGGGGACCCUGACGCCUGGCUGUGUCACUAGGAGGGCAGGCGGAAACGGGAAUGCAGCUUUUGAUGUGGCAAAACUGCAUAGGCGCACCGUGCCAUGCGCAGCUCCAGAUUCUCUUUUCCCAUCAGGUUUCUUCGGCGCUUCUCUCUCUCUCUCCUUGCCCAAAUUUGUGAGAGUCUUCAUUAGGAGCCCUGUGGACAACUAUUUAAAUUUUAAAUCCUUGAGCAUCUGCAUCAAAUGCUAGUGGAGGAGAUCUGUCUCCAUUUUCCCAAGUUGCUUUUCUAGCGUGACAUUUCCCCCCACACAGGAAGCACUUCUGUGUAAGAAAGGGGGGCUCUAGGUUAGAGGCAGCCUGUUUUGGGGGCGGGCGGGGACUGGCACUGGAGGUAUUCAUCAGGCCUCUGACAGCAGGGGCUCAUCCUAAGGACCCCCCCCCUCUGUUUAGUACACACAUUGACCCCUUCGUUCUGAACUGCCUCUUUCCCCACCCACAUUCAUUUCUUGGUGAGAACAGCAACUAUUGGCUCUUCCCUUCUGGGAGGUGAGACAGGGCAAAGCCUAGUAAACAGUCAGCUGAGGGGCAUUAUGGAGACAGUAUAUCAAGGGCAUGGGGGCCGGCAGGUUAAAGGGAAGCUUUUGCUUGUUCUCUGGGGUUCAUCCACACUUUCCCAUGAUUUCUAGACAUAGGCCCAAGACGGUUUUUUGUUUUUUUGGUCCCACCGCUUUCCCCAGAAAACCCAUGGUUUUACUGCUGAAUUGGAACAAACGUCAGUGCGUAGAAAACCCAAUUGACGUUUGUUCCAUUCAUCGGUAAACAGCGGGUUUUCCUAGGGGAAGCGGUGGGAUGAAAGAGGACACAUGCCUAAUGGAAGUGUGGACGAACCUCUGGUUUUGCUUGAGGGAACUCACAGAGGGAGAAAAUACUGCUUUCCCCACAGAUAUGAAGAAUUGGUUGCCAGCCACGAAUGGAGAUUGGCCUGCUCUCGCCAUUUGGUGCAUAUCUACCGUAUUUUUUGCUCUAUAAGACUCACUUUUUCCCUCCUAAAAAGUAAGGGGAAAUGUGUGUGCGUCUUAUGGAGCGAAUGCAGGCUGCACAGCUAUCCCAGAGGCCAGAAGAGCAAGAGUGAUUGUUGCUUUCACUGCGCAGCAAUCCCUUUUGCUGUUCUGGCUUCUGAGAUUCAGAAUAUAUUUUUUCUUGUUUUCCUUCUCCAAAAACUAGGUGCGUCUUGUGGUCUGGUGCGUCUUAUAGAGCGAAAAAUACGGUAUUUUGCACGCAGCGCUGUCUCUGCUAAGGAAGCAGGGAGGGGCUUACACACGGUUUGCACAAUUUCCUCCUCCAGUGAGCUGCUUUUCUCUUGUAGGAAAUCCGUCCCUUCUGAGGUGUUUCAGCAACGAUGCCAGACCCUCCCCUUCUAUUCUGCUCCUAAUCACAUGGGGCAAUGGAGUAUGUGGGCUCCUUCCUACAGAGGUUGCAGAACUCGUGGGGAGAAAAUCCCCACAAAUAACCAGGCCUGGGCAGCGGAAGGAGGGCUUGUUUCUUUCAAAGCGAAAUAUGGCACAGAAAGCUGGCUUCCUGUUAUCUCACUCCUCUACCUUGGGUGAGCCAUUUGGGGGCAGAUCCAGCAGCACCCGCCUGCCGUUGGGCUUGCCCUGCUGGUGACGUCAUCUAGUGGGAGCAGCAGGACCGCAAGCUGCCUGCCCUGUUUAUUUCGCACAGGGGAAACGAAUGAAUCAGUCAGUUUGGAGGGAGGAAGAGGUGGAUGGAUGCAUCUCAAUUUCUUAACUCCUGACAGCACCUGUAGCAUUCAUGCGCGCUUUGCACCUCUCCAACACGUCCUCCAAAUCCGGCAGGACCCGGCAGGAAGAGAGACAGGCACGUGAAAGCUUUUUCAAAACAUAAAACAGAACAGUGGUUUGCUGCCACCACCUCCCUGUUUCCAGGACAGAUAGGCUAGGUGCCUUUUUUGGAGUGGAUUUAUUAUUAUUAUUCAUUUCAUUUCAUCUUUAUAUUUCAAAGAAAAAAUCUCAAAGUGGUUUGCAGCACAUUAAAACAUUAAGUAAAAGGAAUGUGUGAAGGAAUUGCUUCCUUUCCUUUCAUUCAGCUGCAUUGGGUGUUCUUGGGGUUUUUAGUAUUCUAUGAGGUGGAGAAAAACUCUUUAUCUACUUUCCUCUAUCAUCCUACCCUCUCUUUGACUCACCUAUAUUUUUCCUAAACGAAAAAGCUUCCUCAUACUUGGGACUUUCCUUUGCCGAAACCAAAAGGGCUGAGGCAGAAGUGGAUGGAAACCUAAAGGGGGAGAUGUUCCUUGUGGCUCAACACCUCACCUAACCAGACCUCUCGGCUUCUCUGUCCUUCGUGCAGGUGAAGAGAUCUGGCUGCUUGCAGGGGCCCUGUAGACAGCUUCCUGGCCGCUUGCGCCACCACUGCUUCUUCCUCUGUUCCUUCGUGCGAUGAGUGUGCGGCUGCAACUGUGAUGUACUCCCCAGAGUGCAAGGCGGAGGUGACUCCCUCGCACAAUGGCAACCACACCUUCAGCUACACGCUGGAGGACCACACCAAGCAAGCCUUCAGCAUAAUGAAUCAGCUGCGCUUGAGCCAGCAGCUCUGCGACGUCACCUUGCGGGUCAAGUACAAGAACAUGCCCCCGGCCGACUUCCAGGCCCACAAGGUAGUGCUGGCCUCCUCCAGCCCCGUCUUCAAGGCCAUGUUCACCAUGGGACUACGGGAGCAGGGCAUGGAGAUUGUGCCCAUCGAGGGCGUCCACCCCAAAGUGAUGGAGAGGCUCAUCGAGUUUGCCUACACGGCCUCCAUCUCGGUGGGCGAGAAGUGCGUCCUGCACGUCAUGAACGGGGCCGUCAUGUACCAGAUCGACAGCGUGGUCAAAGCCUGCUGCACCUUCUUGGCCCAGCAGCUGGACCCCAGCAAUGCCAUUGGCAUCGCCAACUUCGCUGAGCAGAUUGGCUGUACUGAGCUGCAUCAGCGGGCGCGGGAGUACAUCUACAUGAAUUUUGGGGAGGUGAGUGCCCAUGCAGAGGUGGGGGGGGAGCACGGAGGGCAGGCCUUUUCAGCAUCAGGGUGGAAUGGUCUGGGUGUGGGGGAAUGUCUGGUCGCACGAGAGAACUGCUGCUGCUGCUGCUCCCGUCAUGUACAGUGGUACCUCAGGUUACAUACGCUUCAGGUUACAUACACUUCAGUUUACAGACACCACUAACCCAGAAACAGUACCUCGGGUUAAGAACUUUGCUUCAGGAUGAGAACAGAAAUCGUGCUCUGGCAGCCCGGCGGCAGCAGGAGGCCCCGUUAGCUAAAGUGGUGCUUCAGGUUAAGAAUAGUCUCAGGUUAAGAACGGACCUCCGGAACGAAUUAAGUACUUAACCCGAGGUACAACUGUAGUCUGCUACUCCUCUUCAUGGAGGAACACUCCCCAUGCCCUUGAAAUUUGCCAAGCAGUGCCUCCACGCUGUCAUAUUCCAGCUCUACACCACUAGGGAGUCUCCUUUCAGACUCCUUAAACUUGUGAGAAGCUGAACUCUGUCGCCACCCCUGCCUUCUGCCUGUUUUCCAACCUUGGUGUGGAAAUAUGGGGUUGCACUAUGUUCUUGUUUGUGACCACAGGGUCUCGUAACUGAGAGGCCAAAGCCUGGCUCAACAGAAAAGGGAAGUAAGGAGAAAUAGCAGUUCAAAAGCACGUCAAAGCGCAAGCAGAUAAAUAGGUACCGCUCCGGUGGGAAGGUAAACGGUUUUUCCGUGCGCUGCUCUGGAUUGCCAGAAGUGGCUUAGUCAUGCUGGCCACAUGACCCGGAAGUUGUACGCCGGCUCCCUCGGCCAAAAAAGCGAGAUGAGCACUGCAACCCCAGAGUCGGCCACGACUGGACCUAAUGGUCAGGGGUCCCUUUACCUUUACCUUAAAGAAUAUAAAGACUGUACAGAAACAUUUCUGUAGUACUGGUCUUGUAGAUGUGAUGAAGAUGGAACACCUCUGUGCUUAGGAUAACCCAAAAGUGUGUUGUUAAAUAGGUGUAAGCAUUUAUGCUACUGUUUCUAGCAUAUGCAUUUCCACUAUGAGGCCUGAGUUGAUAGAAACCACCUUCCAACAGCCCAACUUGUAACCCUUCUAACAGACACAAGGACUGGGGAGUUAAAAUCUUUGUUGCUGACUUAAGCUGCCAGCCAGGAAAUGUGGGUCCUUGGUUUCUUAUGUCUGGGAUCAAAUAUAAGAAACUUUCCAACUCUCACACACCUGAAAGGUGAAAGAAGUACUUGAUUAAAAUCCAAAUAAAAGAAGAGCCAUGUCAGAGAUGGGCUGGUUUCUCAGAUGUAAACAAUCCAAGAAAAUAUGCCAAAAGUCUCUGUACAUUUUUCAGAUUCUGCUUAUGGUCCUCCUGGUCCCUGGUUUUGGAAAGUGAAUUCCCACCAAAUUUAAAAAGUUGGGGGAGUCUUACUCCUUGCAGGCUGAAUCUAAUUUACUCCUCAGCAUUCAUCUGAUGCGCUUGGGAGCAGCCACCCAACCCAGUAAGUGAGGCUGGCAAAUGUACUGAUGCGCCCAUUGCCAUCGUGGUGACUCAGCUCAAGCAGUGAUACAGCAAAGACUGCAACAGCUUCACCAUUGCCUUCCAAGAGUUAUCUCAGGCAGGUGGCCCAGCAGAGUGGUCAGUAAUGGUAGGAUCUGCUCCUUCACUUCCUAGGAAUGGUCUUGCAGUCCUUUUAGCAACUCCAGUAUCAAGAGGCCUUGGAACAAAGGCUGGUUCCAUAAAACCACCGCCAGCAGCCAAGGAGCUUUGUAACAUACCAUAUUUUUUGCUCCACCAUACGCACCUAGAUUUUAGAGGAGGAAAACAAGAAAAUAAAUAUUCUGAACGAAACAGUGGAUGUUUGAUUUUUGUGGUUCAUUCUGUGGCCACACACAUGAUAUGUGAUUUGACGGUAGGUUGGGAUAGCCCAAUGCAAAAAUCCUGAGAAUCCAUGUGGAUCCGUGCUUUGUAACCACGUCUUUGCGCCACUGCAGCCCCACGAAACAGUGGAUGCGUGGUUUUUUUGGUGCAGGCUAUAGCCAUGGACAUGCUAUGUGAUCUGAUGGUGAAUUUGGGGUGACCCAAUGCAAAAAUCCUGAGGAUCCAUGUGCUUUUACCUCCCCCUCCCAGGCAGCCUCCUUUAUCGCUAGCGUCCCUUAUCUCUCUCCUCAUCGCUUGCCGAUCAGCUGCUCUGUGGCUUCAUUGCAACACCCCCUUCCCUCUUGUUUGCCUUUAGAGUUUUUUUCUUAGCUGAAGCAGUUUUUUGCUCCUUCUUUUCUUCUAAUUUCUCUCCUCGUUGCUUUAGUCUUCCUGUCUCCUCUCCUUGCAAGUUUGCUUCUUUACAUCCCCCCUUCCCCUGGCAGCCUCCUUUACCCACAGCCUUAUCUCCCUCCUAAUCGCUAGCGGAUCAGCUGCUCAGCAGCUUCAUUUCAACACCCCCUUCCCUCUUUCUUUUUUUUAAAAAAAAAGCAUUAUCUGCUUUUCGCCCCUGGGCAAUUCGGCUCCAGGGACCACGCAUUUGAUCCAUAAGAUGCACAGAUAUUUCCCCUUACUUUUUAGGAGGAAAAAAGUGCAUGUUAUGGAGCGAAAAAUACGGUAAUCUCCCAUGCAGACCCUUGCUCAUCUGAGAGCUUCAGAAAUCUUAUGCCCCACCACCCCACCCCAGAACUCUUUUAUUUGGCUGGGGGUGGGGUGGAGAGGAGAGAGAGAAGGGUGCUCUAAACUUGGUCUUCUCCUGCACCACUCAUUGUGGUCUCACCGUAGCACCAGAAGGCACUUUGCUCCCCGUUGCAGAGCGGUCAAGGAAAGUGUCGUGUGUUGAAGUGCUCUAGCGAAUCUGCAAAACGUCUCCUGCAGAGUUUUGCUGUCAUGUCCUGUGUCUCCCUCUGCGCCCCCCCCCCCACUGCAGGUUUCCAAGCAGGAUGAAUUCUUCAACCUCUCGCAUUGCCAGCUGGUGACGCUGAUCAGCAGGGACGAGCUGAAUGUGCGUUGUGAGUCGGAAGUCUUCCACGCCUGUAUCAACUGGGUGAAGUACGACUGCGAGAAUAGGCGGCUCUACGUCCAGGCGCUGCUCAAGGCCGUGCGCUGCCACUCGCUGACCCCUCACUUCCUCCAGAUGCAGCUGCAGAAGUGCGAGAUCCUCAAGUCGGACUCGCGCUGCAAGGACUAUCUGGCCAAGAUCUUUCAGGACCUCACCCUGCACAAGCCCACCAAGGAUGUGUCUUGCCGGGCGCCCAAAGUGGGGCAGCUCAUCUACACGGCGGGUGGCUACUACCACCGGUCCCUCAGUUACCUGGAGGCCUACAACCCUUGCGACGGCUCCUGGAUUCGACUGGCUGACCUGGAGGUGCCCCGCAGCGGCCUGGCCAGCUGCGUGGUGAGCGGACUCUUCUACGCGGUGGGCGGAAGGAACAACUCCCAUGACGGCAACAUGGACUCGAGCGCCAUUGACUGCUAUAACCCCAUGACGAACCAGUGGUCUCCUUGCACUCCUAUGAGCGUGGCACGUAACCGGAUUGGCGUGGGGGUGAUUGAUGGAAUGAUCUACGCGGUGGGCGGCUCUUUCGGGAGCAACCAUCACAACAGUGUAGAGAGGUAAGGGCUGGGUGCGAAACAGGACCCUGCAAGAGUACCAUAUUUUUCGCUCUAUAAGACGCACUUUUCCCCUCUUAAAAAGUAAGGGGGGAUGUGUGUGUGUCUUAUGGAGUGAAUGCAGGCUCCAUGGCUUCAGCGAAAGCAACGUGAAGCCUCCGGAACGCAGCAGGAGCGCUCCCGCUGCGCUCCGGAGGCUUCGAGCAACUAUCCCUGAAGCCAGGAGAGCAAGAGGGAUCGGUGCGCACCGAUCCCUCUUGCUCUCCUGGCUUCGCUUCGCUGGAGAGGCGCUGCGCAGCUUUCCCUCUCUGUGCAGCGCCCCUUCAGCACAGCGGGAGGAGAAAUGGAAGGGGCUCCGCUUCGCUGAAGGGGCGCUGCGCAGAGAGGGAGAGAAUAUUUUUUCUUGUCCUCCUCCUCCUCUAAGACUAGGUGCGUCUUAUGGUUGUGUGCGUCUUACUGAGCGAAAAAUACGGUGCUUUGCUCCAGAGCAGCAAAUCCAAGGCUGCAGAGGAACAAUCACAGCUGGGCUCUGUGUGUGUGUGUGUGUGUGUGUGUGUGUGUGUGUGUGUGUGUUCCUGCUUCUUCCUUUGCAGCUGUGGCUUUACCUUUGGUGCUCUUUAAAUUGGGCACCUUCUCUCCCCCCCUCCCCCAGCACUUUUGGAAAGGGACAGAUACACUUGGGAGGGAUGGGGAGGAGCUGAAAGGGAAAGAAGAUUUCAGGAAUGGGAAGGCAGUCAGUUCAGACCCCUAGCAAGAGUGAGCUGCUCCUCCUUGGGCAGCCUGGUGGGGAGAGGGAGAGAAAGGGAAGGUGAUGUUGAAAAGAAAGGACCCACCUUUUGUGCAGGCCCUGCUUACGCCUGGUUUUGGCCCCACCCCACCCCCCAGCAUGUGGCUCCCUACAGAUUAUCCUUUAAGGAAAUAUAGCCAUGGGUGCAGCCAGAGGAGGGCAGCUCUCCCCCCUAGAUCAAGUAAAACAAUAGAAAUGCUUAACUGACCAAUCACGCUGGUUCUGCCCCCCAACCAAGUUCUGCCUCUUCCUAACAAAAAUCCUGGCUACGCCCAUGAAUAUGACCCAGACAGGAAAGGGGGCUGAGUCUAGGGAGGGAUGGGGAGCUCUGUGGUCCUUCAUACGUUGCUGGACUCCCAACCAGCAGUAGCCAGUGGUCAUGGAUGAGGGUGAUUGUAGUUCAUCAAUGUCUGGACAUACGAAGGUCCCCCAUGCCUAGUCUGGGGCAUCUGCCCAUCUGGCAUGACCCAGUGGGACUCUCCCCUGCACAGGUACUGGGUGGGUGGCAAGGGCCCGUGGGUUCUCAGGAGGCUACUGUCUGUGCCAGCAGCAUGCACAACUCAAAGCUGAUGGCAAUUUGAUGACCUCAUUGCAAAGGCAACAGGGUUGCCUGGGUGCUCUUUUUCUCCCAGGUGCCUGCAAGUGAAGAAAAGUCAGCAGGAAGGUUAUUUGGGGGGGGGGGGCAGGAAGUGGCUUGGCUUCAGAAUUGCUAAUAACUGAAAGAACCACAAAGGAAGCCCUGGCACCCUGCCCUGACCCCUGGAAGAAAGUACCUGCAAACCUACUUCCCUCGAUCUGAGGCGUCGGGGAACCGACAUGAGAUACCCAAGAGUGAGGAAAUAGCAGCCAUUUUGAUUGUCCUAUUUCAGACAGCAUGGAGGUCAGAGGACAGUAAACAGGCUGCAGGUGGUUCCCCUCUGAGUCAGGAGCAAAAUUCACUUGUUUCCUGUCGCUCUUUCUGCACCGUGCCUCACCCAGGUUGGUCACGUGGCCAAUGAUCCUUGCUUUUUCAAAAAAGGAAAAAAACAGAAUGUGCUCUAAAACCCAAGUUUUGAGCAUGGGUGCCAGAUACACAGCCAGCCUUGGCUAUGACUUUUAAGGUAGGACCUUGCAACUUUCCAGAGGGAGGGGUGGCGUUGUGUGGAGUGCAGGUUUCUAGAGACUAAGGCUGUUCGGACACCCCUGAAAAAGGAGGUGGUGUCAGCAGAGAGGCCACUGGUGAAUUGUCCAGAGACAGAAAUUUGCCUUUCAGUUAUUUCCUUGCUCCUUUGAAACCAGGAGGGUUUCGAUCUUUUCUUCAGAUGGAAGCCAGAUAUCUAGUUCUGUGCUGACUGUUAACAAUCUUCCCUUGAGUUUUGGGGAGACCUUUUGGCUACACAGGGGCUCUGCUCAUCUGCUGUUGUUUGACUGUGACCUUUUGGAGGAGGCCCUAGGAACAAGAGGGUGGUGGCAGCUGCUUAUUUGAAGCUGAACAGGUGUGAAAUGCAGCCUUUCCUGGCCAGCAGCUAGUUUUAUGGAGUGAUGGCUUUGUGGAAGUGCUGGGGGGCCAGGGCCUCGUGCCCCAACACGGACCACAAGCAUGUCCUGUCUUUUGCAGCUGCCCCUCCCUCCCGCAAGCGCCUCUGGAUACAGGAGCCAAGAUUUGGUGCCCUCCUCCCUGCAGUUGCUUAACUCUGUGCUAGCCUCAGCCCCUUGCUCAUGCGCACACAUUGUCGACAUGCCCUGAGGCGUCUCCUCCCCUCUCUUCCUCCAGGUACGAGCCAGAGCGGGACGAGUGGCAGUUAGUGGCGCCCAUGCUCACCCGUCGCAUUGGUGUCGGGGUGGCUGUGCUGAACCGUCUCUUGUAUGCGGUGGGGGGCUUCGAUGGCAAUUGCCGCCACAGUUCAGUGGAGUGCUAUUACCCUGAGCGGGACACGUGGGAGAUGAUUGCCCCAAUGAAUACCAUCCGGAGUGGAGCAGGUAAGUGGGGCGAUGGAAAGGAAUUGGGUUCCUGUGUCCCAGAACUUUCACCAAGGCUGUCUUUUCUCUGCUGGUUGCGCCGAGAUUGGAGGUGCGCUCCCUUUGCUCUCAUCUGGCCGUGGGUGCUGCCUGGGUCGAGGGAUCAGAUUUGGUUUUACUCUCUGAAUUUUCCAACUGCUCUUAUAUUGAAUGGGCAUCCUAGAUUGACAAUGGUGUUAGUAGUCAUGGUGGUAUUAUUACUAUUACUACUACUACUGCUACUACUAUUAUUAGGCCAUCCAUCUAACUGAGUUGUCCCAGCCACUCUGGGCAGCUCCCUACAAAAUAUUAAAAACAAAAUCAAACAUCAAAAACUUCCCUCUGCAGGGCUGCCUUCAGAUGUCUUUGAAAAGUUGUUGAGUUCUUUAUCUCCUUGACAUCUGAUGGGAGGGAGUUCCACAGGGAGGGUGCCAUUACGGAGAAGGCCCUGUGCCUACUUCCCUGUAGCCUCGCUUCUCGCAGUGAGGGGAUCACCAGAAGGCCCUUGCUGGACCUGUUUCUGGCCUGAGCGAUGGGGUUGGAGACAUUCCAUCCAGUAUAUAGGGCUGAGGCCAUUUAGGGCUUUCAAGGUCAGGACCAACACUUUGAAUUGUGUGCUCGGAAAUGUACUGGGAGCCAAUGUAGGUCCUUUAGGUUAUAUGGUCCUGGCAGCAGCUCCCAGUGAUGAGCUAAAGCUCAGGUGGAGAAACCUGUGGCCUGCCAGCUGAUGCCGGACUCCAGCUGCCAUCGGUUCCAGCCAGCACAGUGAAUGGUUGAGGACAAUGGGCCUUGUAGUCUAAAAACAUCUGGUGCCCCACCCCAGGCUAGAGGCUGAAGUGCAGCUGCAGCGCAGAUGAGUCAGUCGCAUGGCACUCACAGGCCCAUUUAUUUUGCUGAUGGGCCAGCCCUCCUGGUGCAGAGGCCUGUGCAAUAGUAAUGCAGCCAUCUCCUACUGGCGAUAGGUCAGUGAGGUCUUGGUCUCCUUAUUGCUGAUUGCCAUGCAAAAAUGGGGGGGGGGGGUUACUCUGGGAAACAGUGCCUUAUGCUUCAUUAGGUAGGCCAAAAGACUUCACACGUACUGCUUGAAACGAGACACUAAAUAUCUGUGGGGCCUCUGAAUACGAUGGGAUGAGUCGGGGUCAGGCUAGUCUGUCUUAACACGGCUGCUUCCUCCCACAGGGGUUUGUGCGCUCAAUAACUGCAUUUAUGCCAUGGGGGGCUUUGAUGGCACACUACAACUCAACAGCGUGGAGCGUUACGAUGUGGAGGCGGGCACCUGGUCCUUUGCGGCACCCAUGAGCCACCGCCGGAGUGCGCUAGGCGUCACUGUGCACCAGGGCAAGAUCUACGUCUUGGGUAAGCUUGGCCAGCCAGGGUAGCUCUCUGCUGGGAGGGAGGUGGCAAAAGGACAAAAGGCUGCAGAAGGCAGGGUUGGCAUAGCUCUUUUCUGCCCCCACCCCCCUUAGCAUAUCUAUAUUUCUAAAAGAGAAUAUGAUCAUAUGUAUGGUGGAUAAAGACACUGGGAGGAAUUCAGUGUGGGGCUAAACAGAUUGCUCCAUCAGCUUACCUGAUGAAAUCAUCUCCCCUAUGCUGUUCCCAGGGUUCUCCCAAGCCAAUAUGGGGGUGUCGCAGCUAUUGCACUAACACAAGUCUGCUGGCGCUGUGGUCUAAACCACUGAGUCUCUUGGGCUUGCCGAUCGGAAGGUUAGCAGUUCAAAUCCCCACAAUGGGGUGAGCUCCCGUUGCUCUGUCCCAGUUUCUGCCAACCCAGCAAUUUGAAAGCACGCCAGUGCAAGCAGAUAGAUAGGUACUGCUGCGGUGGGAAGGUAAAUGGUGUUUCUGUGUGCUCUGGCUUCCAUCAGUGUCCCAUUGUGCCAGAAGUGGUUUAGUCAUGCUGGCCACAUGACCCAGAAAGCUGUCUGUGGACAAACACCGGCUCCCUCGGCCUGAAAGCAAGAUGAGCACCACAACCCCAUAGUCGCCUAUGACUUAACCGUCAUCGGGCCUUUAACUUUUUUACCUAUGCACAGGCAUGGUGGGAGCGAUUAGUUGGACAUGGUCGCUUUAUUUUCUUGUGUGUGUUAAUUGCUGGCUCUCUCCCCAUGCAGGUGGCUAUGAUGGUCACACCUUCCUGGAUAGUGUUGAAUGUUAUGAUCCCACCACCGAUACUUGGACCGAGGUGACCCACAUGACAUCAGGCCGGAGUGGGGUGGGGGUGGCCGUCACCAUGGAGCCAUGCCGCAAACAGGGCGAUGAGAACUGCCAUUGCUAAGAGAGAGUGCAGAGCUUCCUUUCAAAUGGAGGAAAGAAAACAAAUGGGAGAAGAUUCAGUAUUAAGACAUGCCUAGUGCUAAGUUCUGUUCUGCCAGGACCAAGGAAAAGUGCCAAGGAUGAGCAAAACUUCAAAACUGAAUUUGAACUACCUAUGAGGGGCAGUGACUGUGAAGAACUGUCCCUGCUCUGAGCUUUUAUCAGGGUAGUGUAUCUGGUGAUUUACGAUUGACCCUGCCUCAUUCUAGUACAGUGGUACCUCUGGUUGCGAACGGGAUCCGUUCUGGAGGCCCGUUCGCAACAUGAAAAGCCUGCAACCUGAAGUGCCGUAUCUGUGCAGGUGCGCGGUGCGAUUUGGCGCUUGUGCGCGAAGCACGAUUUAGCGCUUCUGCGCGAGCGGCAAAACCCGGAAGUAAGCCUUUCCGGUACUUCCAGGUCACCCCAGGACACAACCUGAAAAAAUGUAUCAUGAAGCAAACGUAACAUGAGGUAUGACUGUAUUGGGAAUCGUCUAAAAAAGGAACCUGCCUAUGAGAAUUGCAGAAGAGAGCUUGAUGUUCACAGUGCCCUUCUUUCCAGAUGUCUGGCAAGUGAUGGUCUGGCAAGGAAUAGUCUAAUUAUUGGGGGUGGGGGGUCUCCUUUGCAUGGGACGCUUGGGAAUACCUUGUAAAUAGAGCAUUCCUGCCUAUUUGAAAUGUUUAUUGAACAGACAGUUUGACAUCAAAUUCAAGUCUGGAUUUUUCUAAAGUUCCCUCUCUGCCUAUUCAAACUGGUAAAUUUUGACAGAACGCUGCAAAAGGAAGAAAGCUGGGCAGACUGUUUGCUCUUGUGUGGCUGAUAGUUCUGCAAGGUAAGUGAACAUAGCACAGGACCUAAAAAGACUUCAGGUGGGCCCUGGCUGCUUUUGAAUUAUUGCCACCCCAUGAGAAGUGCUUGGCCAGGGUGCUUCCUGCAUCAAUUGGUUUUGUUUUUACCAUCAAACUUACUGGCUUGAAAUGAACUGGUUUUUAAAUUACACUUCUCACACAAAUAAAGCAACUUUUUGCGAUUAGUAC